CUCAAUUUGAAAGUCAUGCAAACGUGUUCUAAAGCGGGAGUCAUUUGGCUGCACGGACUCGGCGACUCUGGUGCUGGGUGGAGCAGCCUUCGUCACGAGUUCUCCCACCUGAGCCACAUCACCUGGGAGUUCCCAAACGCCCCCACGAACUACGUGACAUGCAACGGCGGCCCAACUCCGUCGUGGUUUGAUCUACACGAGAUUCCCCUCUCCCCUUCGUCCGCACCAAAUGAACCGUUGAAGGGACUGACUGAGUCCGUGAAGAAGGUUCAUGACGCUAUCGCGCGCUUCGAUGCAGCUGGCAUUCCGUCGGACCGCAUUGUUCUCGGUGGGUUCAGUCAAGGCGCACUCCUUGCCGUGUACUCCAGUCUCCAACUCGAAGCCCCCCUUGCCGGCGUUGUCGGGCUAAGUGGCUGGUUACCGUCUGAAACGUACCUUCAGUCGCUUCCGCCAAAGUCGCUCAAUGUCUUAAUCGGCCACGGAAGCGCUGACAACAUCGUGGAGUACCCGCUGGGUCGCAUCUUUGCCGAUCGACUGACGUCGUUGGGCCACCAGGUUCAGUUUGAGACGUAUCGCGGCAUGGCACAUUCUCAAUGUGAGCAAGAAAUGAAGGAUCUCGAGGCAUUUCUGAAGAAGGUGCUGCCGUGAGUUACCAUCCUAGGAUUAGCAAAAUCGCUUUCUACGUAGUAGUUUGAAGUAAAAGGAUAUACUGCUAACAUUACUUGUAUAUUGCAA
Molecule: messenger RNA, 735 nt
Organism: Aphanomyces astaci
Lineage: Eukaryota; Oomycota; Saprolegniomycetes; Saprolegniales; Verrucalvaceae
Exons: 1
Coding region: 16-648 (210 amino acids)
Biological process (GO): protein depalmitoylation
Cellular component (GO): cytoplasm
Molecular function (GO): carboxylic ester hydrolase activity; palmitoyl-(protein) hydrolase activity
Source: RefSeq, a predicted model, not a curated record